This is a messenger RNA of Lolium rigidum, 586 nucleotides long. RefSeq lists its product as uncharacterized. The record is from RefSeq and is a predicted model, not a curated record. Bases 224 to 586 code for a protein of 120 amino acids. The transcript has a single exon. Lineage: Eukaryota; Viridiplantae; Streptophyta; Magnoliopsida; Poales; Poaceae.
CCGGCGAGCUGAAGCUAGCCAAGGAGAGGGAGAGACGUCGCCAGACUGCGAUGACACCAGGCGCCGACACCGUCAUCGUCGCAGCAGCAGCAGCAAGCCGGAGCGAGCAGCCCAGCAGGAGCAGCCAGAAGCGCGCAGCAGCGGAGGCGCCGUCCGUCCCUUCCUCCUACGUCGUCUGGGAGAAGGAGCGGUAAUAUACUCGACCAGGACCGGAAGGAAGACCAUGGAGGUGGAGGCCGCAAGGUGCGAGUGCUGCGGCUUCACGGAGGAGUGCACGCCGGAGUACAUCGCCUCGGUGCGGGCCGAGUACCUCGGCCGCUGGGUCUGCGGCCUCUGCGCCGAGGCGGUGGGCGACGAGGUCCGCCGCGCGGGAGACCGCACCAUCACCACCGCCGAGGCGCUCGACCGGCAUGGCAGGUUCGCGCGCGAGGCGCCGCGGGCGCCAGGGAAGGCCGCGGAGGAGCUCGUGGCCGCCGUGUCACGCCUGCUCCGGCGCUGCCUCGACUCGCCGCCGGCGUCUCCGGCCGCGCCGCGGGGCCAGAAGGUCGCCGCGGGGACCCGGUGCCCCGACGCGGACGAUGCUUGA